AUGAUUUUUUGUGUUUUUCUAAUUAUCUGCUUAUGGUAUCAAACAGAGUUGGACAUGGUGGGAGUUGAGAAGAGGAAUCUUGUCGCUCUCCUGCGACUUGUCGUAAGAGAUGUUAUCGAGUCCUCCAUGAAACUUGGCCGAAUGCUUGACUCUGACCACAUACCCCUCCAGCAUUUCCUGAUUGUGAUGGAACACAGCCUGAAACAUGGACUGAAGAACAGAAGGGGGCUGCUUGGUGGGAGAAAGGAAUUGUGGGAUGUUCUGCAGCUGCUGGAUGGUAGGACCCUCAUGGCCACUGAGACCAUCUCCAGUGUCAGACAGUGCCCCACUGUCAGGACAAAUGCAGGUCGGUCGAGGGUGUGGUUGCGCCUGUCCCUGAUGCAAAAGAGACUUGCAGAGUAUGUCCAGAUGCUUAUGGACAUGAGAGACAAGCUGCAAUCUGAGUACUAUGAACCUUGUGCUCUGAUGAUGACUGACGAUGCCAUCGCUGUCCAGGGGCUCCUCCUUGGACUCAAUGUCAUCGAUUCAAAUCUCUGUGUCAAGGAAGAGGAGCUGGAUGUGGAGUGUGGGGUCAUGGACCUGACAGGGUAUCUGAAGAGUCAGCAUGAGAGUGUGUUCAACGAUGUUCCCCCGGAUUCUCCCGACAUGGACGUCGUCCUAGACCAGAAGAACUACAUUGAGGAGCUCAACCGACAUCUCAAUUCCAGGGUGACAAUUCUCCAGAAGAAGGUGGAGACAUUGACAGAAGCCAAUGCACAGCUCAAGGAGGAGCUGGCCAGGACAAGGGCAACCAGCUUCAACUUUCAGGAUGAAGUUGAGGGACCGAAGCAGUCACAACUCCGACUGAUGCCUGAUGUGCAGCUGGAGAGUCCCCAGGCCACUGAGAAGUGCAUUCAGGACCAGACUCCGAGUGCAGGAGAGGAACUGACGAAGAUGAGGGAGAUGUUGGAGGAGGCCAGGCGGGAGAAGGAGACCGUCUCGAAGGAACUCGAGAUCCAGGUCCUCAUCGUUUUGGUCACAUUAUUUGGUCUCACAAUGAGGAUGAAGACUGAGAUGGGGACAGCCAUGAGGCUGCUAGAGAAGGACAUCCACGAGAAGCAGGACACCGUCGUUUCCCUCCGUCGUCAGCUGGACGACAUCAAGAACAUCAAUCUGGAGAUGUAUCGCAAGCUCCAGGAAUGCGAGACGUCGAUGCGGAGCAAGAGCGAGAUCCUGGGGAAGCUGGAUGCUGCUAAUGCCUCCCUUGCCCUCCAGCUCCAGUCACACGAGGCCCUGAUUUCGGAAUUGGAGGAGAAGCGAGUAGCAGGGGAGGAGGAAUGCCGGAAGUUGGGUCUCCGCCUGGCAGAACGAGAACGACAAUGCGCCACGCUGGAAACGGAUCUGAAAGUGGAACGAGAGUGGAGACAGGCGCUGCAGGAGUCUUCCGUGAAGGACCGGGACAGGGCGGCCGACCUCCUCCGUCUGAACCAGGAGCUGCAGGUGAAGCUGCGGCAAGCGGACGACGUCGCGAAGACGCGCGGGGAACUCGAGACGCAGGUGCACGAGUACGAGAAGGCCCUGGAGGAGAUGGGGAUCCACCUGCAGGAGAGCAAGUUGAAGGUGGAGGAUCUCCGCGAGGCGUCGCAGGCGUUUCGCUCCGCCCAGUGGGCCUCCGACAAGGACGCCACCCACUGCCGCUCGUGCGAAAAGGAGUUCAAUCUCGCGCGGCGAAAGCACCACUGCCGCUUCUGCGGGGAGAUCUUCUGCAAGGCGUGUUCGGACAACACGAUGCCGCUGCCGUCCUCGGCCAAACCGGUGCGGGUGUGCGACUCGUGCCACGCGCUGCUGCUGCAGCGGUUCUCGGCGCCGUCCACUCGAUGA
Darwinula stevensoni is the source of this 1860-nucleotide messenger RNA. The record is from the annotation of a GenBank genome assembly. Lineage: Eukaryota; Metazoa; Arthropoda; Ostracoda; Podocopida; Darwinulidae.